Molecule: messenger RNA, 594 nt
Organism: Hibiscus syriacus
Lineage: Eukaryota; Viridiplantae; Streptophyta; Magnoliopsida; Malvales; Malvaceae
Exons: 2
Coding region: 19-519 (166 amino acids)
Source: RefSeq, a predicted model, not a curated record
GCAUUUGAAACAUCAUCCAUGGCAUAUUUCAUCACAAACACCACAAACCCCUUGAAAUUCCUUCAUUUCCUCACAAUUUUUUCCUUAAUCUCAUAUUUUUCUUCUUCUUCUUCUUCGUUGCCGCCUUCAAUCCACGAUCUACUUGUCUCGAGAGGCUUACCAAAAGGUUUUCUCCCAAAGGAAGUGAAAUCCUACACGCUCUCCGAGAAUGGAACCCUCCAAGUCUUUCUCGACGAACCGUGCUUGACAAAGUACGAGAAUAGGGUUUUCUUCGACACUGUAGUGACGGCUAACCUUAGCUACGGCAGCCUCAUUGGUGUGGUCGGUUUAAGCCAAGAAGAACUCUUCCUUUGGUUGCCUAUUAAGGACAUCAUCGUUGAUGACCCCAUAUCUGGUCUUAUUUUGUUUGACAUUGGUGUCGCUUAUAAACAGCUCUCUUUGUCUCUUUUCGAAGAACCUACUCACUGUAAACCUCAAGGACUAUUGAAGAAUCCAGUGAGAGAGCAGAAAGGGGUUUGAGGCUAUGCGAUAAAGAUUCCAAGCUCUGUCAACCAUUUUUUAACUACGUAAUAAUUAAUUUUUAAAUAAUUUUAA